AUGCAAGAGGGUGUUAUAGCAUCAGCUUCCAACAUAUCCACACGUAGUACACCUUGCCCCAAAGGCAAGGAAAUGCACGAAACAAAUUUACGCAAAAUGAUUUCAACGGCUGGAGAUCACAAUAAAAUGGAAAAAUUGGAUUUUGACAAAAAAUCACAACUGAAUAAUUUACCACAAGAAAUCGAAAAAACUAAGGAACUACCUGGAGAAACUGUUAAUGAUAAAUCAGCAGAAUCAAUUAGUGAAUUCAAGACCAAAAUAAAUAUCUAUAUGGACCAAUGGUUUUCUCCUUUUAAAAAGGAGUUAAAUGUCUGUGAUAAAAACAAUUUACAGGAUAUAGAAAAGUUUAAAGAGAAAUUGGAAGAGUUGCAGAUCCUGCAAGCCAAUGAUAUAUUAUCCUUAAUAGAUGAUUUGUCUGCUGUUACUAAGCAAAACUGUGAUGUGGAAAUGGUUAAUUUGAAACGCAAGCUAGAGGAAAGUAAUAAAGCUUUGAGGAAUUUGGAGGAAAAGUAUAAAGAUUUGAGCAGCCGAUAUGAAGAAGAAGUUGGCAAAUGGGAGAGGGAAUUAGAGGAAAAGAGAAAAUUAGAUUUGGGAGAAAUAAAAGAGCUGCAAAAGAAGUUAAAAAUGCAGGAAAAGCAAACGAAAGCUACUUUGCAAACUGUGGAAAAGGAAAAAGAACAUUUACUAGCGGAGAAAACCUCACUGCAGGAAGAUCUAAAUGCUUGUAGGGAAAGCGUAAGCAAUACAAAUGCCAAACUGCAAACUAUGGAACAGCAAUUGAAUCAUUUGAAAAGGGAAUUAAAAACAAAAGCGGAAACAAUUAAGAAACUUGAAAACGAUUUAGAGUCUAAAAAGAAAUUGGAAAUAAAUUUUAAAGAAAUGUCUUCGAAACUGGAAGAACUAGAAGCUAAAGUUAGAAGUAAAUCACACAACGAAUGUGUGGAGCAUUUAAAACAAAUUUCGGAACUUACAAACAAAAUUAAUUGCUUAGAAUCUGAAAGAGAAGCCAAGUUAGGAGAAAAAGAUAAACUGGAGCAGGAACUUCAUGAUCUGAGAAAUGUUAAUGAAAAACUUCAGCAAACCGAGCUUAAGUUGCGAGAUCUACAAAAGGAAUAUGAGGCCAAAGACAAAGACAAUUCUGAGUUGGUGCCCGAUUACUCUAAAGAAGUACAGCUAGAGUUCGCCAAAUUUCGUCAAUCCGAAAUGGAGAAGCGUCGUGAGAUUGAUAAACUUAAAGUAGAACUGUCCAAAGCUCAAUUUAAUAUGUGCCAGCUGGAGCAGCAAAUCCAACGUGAUCAACAAUUGCUGGAAGUGCGCAGUGAUCUUAUCAAUUCUUUGCAGUCGAAUGAAAAGACUCAUCGUAUACACAUGGAGGAAUUAUUCGCCCAAGUGGGAGAGAAGAAUACCACCAUUAAUGAGCUAAAUCGUGAACUGCAAGCUAAAUCUGAAGAGUUUCGCAAUUUAUUUACCAACUUAAGUGCUAAACAAAUGGAAGUGGCAAAUCAGGAGCAUAUUAUCAAACUCUUAGAGGAGAGCAAUGAACGCAGUCAAAUGUUGCGUGUCAAACAGGAGGAGAAAAUAGGUCGCAUGGAGGAGGAGUUGACACAUCUUAAACAGACCAUCGCCAUUUAUCAAACGAAUAUUUUGUCAGGCAAAAGUGCUAAACAUUUACUCUUCUCCCCCGUUUUACCGCCCAGUAAUGUGGAUUAUAAUGAAAAUUUUUAUUAUUAUGCAAGUCAACGUAAAAGAAAACGUCAAGUUGAUAUAAAUGUAAAGAAAUAUGAAACUUGAUGAAAAAUUUCAAAUGUUUUUUUGUAAAUUGUAAUGUUUGUUGUGAUAUUGUUUUCUUAUCAAUUGGUGGGAAAUUAUAAUUGAAAAACAAAAUUUAAUAAAUUUAUUUUAUGAAU
Lucilia cuprina (Australian sheep blowfly) is the source of this 1907-nucleotide messenger RNA. It is a transcript of the gene salto, whose product is annotated as nuclear matrix constituent protein 1. The record is from RefSeq and is a predicted model, not a curated record. The coding region runs from base 1 to 1791 and encodes 596 amino acids. NCBI's taxonomy places the organism in Eukaryota, Metazoa, Arthropoda, Insecta, Diptera, Calliphoridae. The transcript has 11 exons.